CCUUCCAUUUUUCGAGUUUAUUUGAAAGAUUGGAGGAGAUAACGAAUUAGAUCCGAAAACCGCAGACAUUGUCAUUUUACGUUGUAUAAUAUCGAAAUAUCCUUGUAGACUCUUCGCUUUUGUCAAUAAUCUGAAAGAAAUGGCUUGCUGCGGCAGCGGUGGUUGUGAAUGUGACUACUCUGAGCAAUCGGACUCCUCUGAUCACUCUGAUCAAUCUGAUUACUCUGAUUCAGAAGAAUAUGAAGUCUGCAAUUUGCGAUCAAAUUCCUGCGGAUUACCAUUUGAUCCUACAGCUUUAGAAAACAUUAUCUUGAAGAUCAGCGACAAAUUUAACUUUCGGAUGGUACUCAAUGAUGAAAGAGCAAAAACUGCUUUGAUGGUGACCUCUGGGUUGACCUUGGCAGGAACCCUAAUCGGGCGUCACUAUGGCGGGAAAGUGGGCGCUGCUGUAGGAGGUGCCGUUGGAGGCGCUUGCGGCCUUGGAAUCGUUGUUGUUGCAAUGAGAGAUAUUUGGAAUGACAUCAAAGAAAAGUUAUCGGAAUUAUUUGACAUCGUUUACGACUAUUUGGCUGGCUUGGGCAUAGAAGAUUACAGGAAGGCUGCCCUAUUCUUGGCUAAGAACGCUACUGGCUCAUCUGAUUUGGCUUUGGUAAUCUUAGAAACGGCUUCAGAAAUUCUUGGAAAGAAAAUCAUGUCCAGUCUGUCUGCUGCUUAGCUCGCUAUUUAUCAAAUGUUGAGUGGUCUGCGCUAUUGAUAAAGGGUUACCUCUGUGCUAUUUAUUAACCUAUUUGAAGUAAUAUUAUAACCUGUGACUAUGAUAACUUAAGAUUGAUAAGACUGAUUUUCUUUAUAUUCAAGAGGCUGGAUCCUAAGAAAUGUGACCUUGAAAUGGGACUAAUAAAUUUAUUCUUUUUUGAUACAAUGUUUAUUUUAGCAAUUAAGAUUAUUAUUGAUGUGACUUUUUUUAUGAUUUCGCGGACAAAUAUGUAUAAUAAUAAUUAUUAAAGACUAUUAAGAUACCUAUUAAUUUAUAAAAUCCAAUGUUGUUCUCUAAUAAGUAUCUAAAAUAUUGUGAUUGUGAAAUUAUGUGAAAAAUAAAUUGAAAUAAAUAACGAACAAAUAA
This is a messenger RNA of Plodia interpunctella (Indianmeal moth), 1123 nucleotides long. RefSeq lists its product as uncharacterized. The transcript is spliced from 2 exons. Lineage: Eukaryota; Metazoa; Arthropoda; Insecta; Lepidoptera; Pyralidae. Bases 140 to 715 code for a protein of 191 amino acids. The record is from RefSeq and is a predicted model, not a curated record.